CCCGGCCGGGGCCCCCGAGGGCCGCCGCUGACCAUGCCCGGGCGCCGGGGGGCGCUGCGCGAGCCGGCUGGCUGCGGCUCCUGCCUGGGGGCGGCGCUGGCCCUGUUGCUGCUGCUGCUGCCGGCCGGCUGCCCGGUGCGGGCGCAGAACGACACGGAGCCCAUCGUGCUGGAGGGCAAGUGCCUGGUGGUGUGCGACUCGAGCCCGUCGGCGGACGGCGCGGUCACCUCCUCCCUGGGCAUCUCCGUGCGCUCGGGCAGCGCCAAGGUGGCCUUCUCCGCCACGCGGAGCACCAACCACGAGCCGUCCGAGAUGAGCAACCGCACCAUGACAAUCUACUUCGACCAGGUAUUAGUAAAUAUUGGCAACCAUUUCGAUCUUGCCUCCAGCAUAUUUGUAGCACCGAGAAAAGGCAUUUAUAGCUUCAGCUUCCACGUGGUCAAAGUGUACAACAGACAGACCAUCCAGGUCAGUUUGAUGCAGAACGGCUACCCAGUGAUCUCAGCCUUUGCAGGGGACCAGGACGUCACCAGAGAAGCCGCCAGCAAUGGUGUCCUGCUGCUGAUGGAGAAAGAGGACACCGUGCAUCUCAAACUGGAGAGGGGCAACCUCAUGGGAGGCUGGAAGUACUCCACAUUCUCGGGCUUCUUGGUUUUCCCUCUAUGAACACAGACCCCCCAGACGGUGGGGAAGUUGCGAUCUGGACCCAGGCGUCUGCCCUUCCGAACACCCUGAACUUGCCAGGACAAGACCACUUGGUUCCAACCUCCUUCAGACUGUUGAGGUAGAAGAAUGAUUUCCUUCUAAAUCUCCAGUAUUUUCUUUGCAUAUCGGCCACUCCUCGGGAACCUGGCUUCUAAUUAGUUUUAGACGACGAGGUCUUAAGGAGAAACGAAUUUAUCGAUUUGAGCAAUUUGUACCUGUGAUCGUAAAGUCAAUACUGGAUUUUAUUGUCGGGGCCGUUGACUUCUCUUCCUUUUGUUUGUACGUUGUAUUGUUGCCCCACGCGAGGAGUGCCGUCGAUCUCCAGGAUGGAUUGCAGGUCGCAGGCGGGACUCAGAGCAAGAGCCCCACGAAUCACCACCGGCCGGAUAGUCCUUGAAAUGUGUUCUUUGUGUGUCUGUUCCGCCUUAAGGAAAAGAACGGCUUCGCUUUCAUUCUGUAUUUGCCCCCGGGUGGACGGGAGGCCUCGGGAGGGGGAAGGGGACAUUGUGAAUCUGUCAAGAAGCGCUUUAUCCGGAGAAGCAAAUUUUGCACGAUGGGACUGCGACUUUGGCUUUGUAUUGUUUACGUGUGUGUGUGGGGUUUUUUUGGUUGUCGCUGUUCUUUUUUUUUUCUGGAAAAGCUUUGCUUUCUUUCCACACUCAGCUCUCCCUCCUUACCCUUACUUCUAUUUUUCGUCCUGGGAUGGGGGAGAGAAACGUAUGUCGAUUUCUUGAAUGAGACCAAACAAACAAAACAGAAACAUACCUGUGUAUUUUGUUGUGGAUGAGACCGCACCAAACAGAAGGUACCCGUAUCUCAGAGUCCAAGUGGCAGACGGACAAUUCUGCUUCUUUCAAAGAGAUUCUCUCAGAUGCACCUUUAGAACUAACCAGCUGGAUUGUUGGUUUUUUUUUUCUUUCUCUCUCUCUCUCUCUCUUUUUUUUUUUUUUAACACUCUGGAAUACUUUAACAACUUGAUGUUCCUGGGUGGCCUGAAUCACAUAAGAGAAGCAUGGGAGCAUAAUGACCGAGUGUUCUAAACACACGCUUCCUUGGCCCAGCGUGCUUCGGUCUUCCCAGCUGCCUGUCUUCAUCUGUCUGUGUCCACCCCUCCAUGAGUGCAUCCGGAUCAGGUGUUUCAAAGCCAGCAGGACGGGCUACUCCCCUCCAGGAUCCUCCUCUGAUCCACCAAGGAAAGAGGCGUGUUGACACUCUCUGGGAGCACCUGGCGAGAAGCCACCUGGAAGUCACAGUGGUUACAGGUAUUGGCAGAGGCACCCUGGGAGCAGUUUUGCAAAGCCUUCCUGUUUGGGCACCUUGUACAACAAUAGUGUUAAGACUCGGCUGGGAGAUGAUGGGUGCAGGGUUCAUAGGCCAAGGAAACGUUGCUAAUCCCAAAGCAAUCCAAGAAGAGACCUCACAGCGGACGUUAAUUUGUCUUUUGUGUAACACUGUAACCAAAAUAUUGAUGAUAAAAAGUCAUAAUUUAAGAUUCAGAAUAAAUGGGUUUGAUGUCUGGCUUGCUCUAACGCCUUCCAAUUGUCUCUCGACUCCUAAAAUGUAUGCAAGCGAAGGCCAAGGAUGAAGGACUCGGGGAAGGGAAAAUGCACACCGUACCUCUUGAAAACACACACUCCAAUGCACACUCCCAUGUGGAGAUCUAGCCGUGGGUCUAGAUGGAGACUGCACACUGAAAUACAUUUCUAUUUAUACAUAUGUAUUUGUCACCCAGGAGGGUUUUGGGGAGAGAUAUUAUGGGAACCAGACAGCUAAUGCUUUAUGGGCAGGCAGUCUGCUUUUAUCACAUAGAAUUCUUGAUGUGGUACAAGGUCCAAUCCAGUAUUGCAGUCAGAGGGCAUGGGUCUAAAAGAAACUGACAUUUCAAUAUGGCAUCAGUUGUUUCUAAGAUCGGUAUGAACAUGGGGAAACAUUGGCUUCCAUUUUCAAACAAUAAAUGCAGUGAGGAUUAGAGAAAUGAAAAAAGUAUACUUUGAUGAAGGCUCUACGUUUUCCUGGUCUUAGAUGGACAGCAUAAUAGGAUACUCAAUAAUCUAAUUAAUUUGAAUUGAAAUGCUAUCACAUUUUGUUAGGAAAAAAAAAAAAAAUCAAGAAACAUCAACCAAACAUCAUUUUGGGUAUUUUGGCUCUGUGAUUAGGAGACACGCUUCUAAGUACGGGCGUUGUUUAUUAAUGCUGAUAACACCAACAGCUCGAUGCUAGCGAAUAUUUUUCAUCUGUGUCUUACUGCCUUUGGUGAGUUAGUCCUCUGGUCCCUCAUUUUUUUCAACCUUCUGUUCAGUGGUCAGUUUCAAACAAGCAGCAAACUUCAUUAGCGGAUCAUAUCACCCUUUGGAGAUUGAAAAAUAUAUGAGUACUUGUUAUUUUUAUUGCUUACUAAAAUGUAACGCAUAUAUUUGUUUGUAUUUACAGCUUUACUACAUACAGGUUGUUAUUUGGUUAUGCUGUCUAAUAAAUAAGUUAUUGAAUCGA
Messenger RNA from Herpailurus yagouaroundi (jaguarundi), 3195 nucleotides. It is a transcript of the gene CBLN2, whose product is annotated as cerebellin 2 precursor. Gene Ontology annotation, molecular function: protein binding. Gene Ontology annotation, cellular component: synapse. Gene Ontology annotation, biological process: maintenance of synapse structure. The record is from RefSeq and is a predicted model, not a curated record. NCBI's taxonomy places the organism in Eukaryota, Metazoa, Chordata, Mammalia, Carnivora, Felidae. The annotation marks the transcript as partial. The transcript is spliced from 3 exons.